AUGAACUCCAACUCGGGAUCCCUUUUCGGAGGAGGUGGUCUAGGGACCACAACAAAGGCUCCAUCUUCCAGCCUUUUUGCCUCCACCAAUACACCAAGCGCCUUCGGUGCCACUACCGCGGGAACCCAGCCAGCACAGACUUCAUCUCUGUUUGGCCAGUCGCAAGCUCAACCUCACCCUCAAGCCCAAUCCGGAACCCAGCCGAAAAACAAUGAGCAAGAGCAACUUUCAGCUCAGUCAACCAAGCCUGCAUUCUUCAAUAGCCUACUGGAACGAGGUAAAAAGCGCCCAUUGUCGGGUACCGGGCAGAAUGGGAACUUUGAUGACGUCCCCAGCCUCCAAUUAGGCCUUGACGACAUCAGAAGAAAAGCGAGAGAACUAGGCCCUGGGGGCAGUAAAGAUUCACAACAGCACAGCACAGCGACUAAGGCCCAUUACCUCCUAGCAUCCUCUGGCGUUUCUCCUGGGCGAGCCCUGCGAGAUCUCCGCUCAUUGGACCCGCAGGCAUCCUUUGCCCCAACCAGAGAAACUGACAACUUCGAUCCCGAUAACCAAAAGUUUUUGAGAAGCAUUCAGCAACGUGGCCGACAGGUGAUGAUCGCCGAAAGUCUAUCACGAGCUCAAAAAGACUUUGACACAUUCUUGGAAGAGAAAGUGGACAUGGACUGGGAGGACCAACGUCAGAAAAUCUUUCAUCAUUUUGGAUUGUCGCAGAAGGACAGUGUGAAUGAUGGAAGCUUGAGGUCGACCACGAGAGGCGGUGCUUUCGGUCGCUCAGCAAGACAGUCCAAGGCUGGGGCUGGUACGACCAAUGCGGCCUCGCGACGAAGCGUUUUUGGACGUUCAGCUCUUGACAAAUCAGUUAUCGGAACUCCCGGUACAGGACUAGCUAGCGCCCAGCUCUUUGAAGACCCUGCUGAAAGAGGCGAUGGACCAUCUGCGUCUUCGCCUGAUCUCCGAUUCCUACGCGAAAAGAUGGGUCACUAUGCUGAGAGAGUCCAGCAACUGAACAUCAGUCGACUCCAAAAACAGACAUAUCCUAUACUCCAUCAAUUCUCAGAGGUUGAGAAGCACAUCAGUGGCGAUGCAAGUGCACCUCGACAGUUAUCGGAGGCUUACCAUGCCUUGAUAAAGAUAGUGGGCGAAGUGCCAGGUAUCACGAGUAUUUCGGAUCCUGGCACGGUGAAGGCACGCCAAUAUGCCAAGGAUUACUUGGAAGAGUCCAAUACCUCCCUUAGUACUAUCAACCUGAAGAAGAAAAUUCUUGAAGGCUCGCGAGGAUUCCUCGAACAGACGUUUUACAACGAAUUGGAACAUGUCAUUGCGAAAAACCCUCGAGAGGCUCAGCUGGGCGGUAUCCCAACUGUGAUCAACAAGAUACGUGCAUAUGUUCGUCUCCGUGCGGCACGAAAAGAUCUCGUUCCCGAUGGUAUUGAUUUGCAGGAGGUUGACAACGAAAACUGCUGGGUGCUCAUAUUCUACCUCCUUCGAUGUGGGUUUGUCACAGAGGCUGCAGAAUAUGUCAGCCAGAAUCCUGGAUUCAGAUCAAUGGAUCACAAAUUCGUGACCUACAUGACAACAUAUGCCCAAAACAGGCGUCUCCCGCGUGAUCUGCAACAAAAAAUCAAUGGCGAAUAUCAGCAACGGUCACGGAAUGCUCCUGAUAACACGGUUGACCCCUAUCGGAUGGCUUGCUACAAAAUUAUCGGUCGUUGUGAUCUCUCACGCCGUCGGCUGGAAGGUGUCAAUCAGACCGUUGAGGAUUGGAUGUGGUUACAGUUUAGUCUUGCUCGCGAGGACGACCGCGCCGAAGAAAUAGCAGGCGACGUCUUCGGGUUGGAAGAUAUUCAGACCGAUAUCACCGAAAUCGGACAACGAGUGUUCGCCAAGGGCCAGGAUGCUCCUGGUGGCUAUGGAACCUUCUUCCUUCUCCAGGUCCUGGGAGGCAUGUUCGAGCAAGCUGUGGCGUAUCUCGGGACUUAUGCGCCUGUCACUGCGGUACACUUCGCCAUUGCGCUAUCAUAUUAUGGUCUUUUGCGUGUCUCGGACUUCUACACUUCCGGGAAGAAAUCUGUAGGUGUCAAUCUUGGAAUCGCAGUAUCUUUCACCGUGAAACAAUAUCCCCAGAUCAAUUUUGGAUACCUCAUCACGCAGUACACCCGUGAAUUCCGCACUGGCUCCGUCGAAGCUGCUAUCGAUUACUUCACUCUUAUUUGCCUCAAUGCAGACCUACCAGGCUCUCUAGGUAAAUCCCAAUCAUCGGUCUGCCACGAGGCUCUUCGUGAGUUCAUUCUGGAGACACGGGAUUUUGCCAAAUUGCUGGGCGAUAUCCGUGGCGAUGGCGCCCGAGUUAAAGGAAUAAUCGAAGAGCGACUUGAUUUGAUCAACUUGGCCGAUCAAGAUGACUUCCUCAAGAAUAUCACGGUGCAGGCUGCCAGUGUAGCGGAAGAUAAGGGCCUGAUUAUCGACGCUGUUCUCCUGUAUCAUCUGGCAGAGAAUUACGACCGCGUUAUCGACAUCAUUAACCGUGCGCUAUCGGAUGCAAUCGCAGUUGAGCUGGGUGGAAUUAUGCCGAGGCUACAACCUCUUCGCCCCAGAGUGGAGCAAGGCCCAGGCCAGGCGGAGACAGCGACCAAGGGAACCAGCUUGAGCCUGACUGCCGUGGAUGACCCUGUUAUUCUGGGUAAGAAUAUGAUCAUGAUCUACAAUGAGAAGCCAAUGUACUACGAGAAGAUUCGUGCUUCCAACCGUGAUGCCUGCAUUCUUCUUCUUCGCAUGGUAGAGGCAAAGAUGGAAGUCGAAGCCGGUAAAUGGGCGCCUGCACUGGAUGCCAUUGAUCAACUUGGCGUCCUUCCCUUGCAGGCUCAGGGCUCAAUGCCACAUAUCCGCAAUGCAGCCCAAGCUUUUUCCUCCUUCCCAGAUAUCAUCUCCCGCAACAUCGGUCAUGUCAUAAUGUGGUGUAUUGCGUGCAUUGGCCAUGAGCGCCGACGCCAAACUUCGGGUCCAUACGAGACCGACAUGCACCAGGGUUUUGCAGCGAGGCUUUUGGGUAUGGCGAAGGAUCUGAUGGUCUUUUCGGGAAUGGUGAAGUACAAGCUGCCACCUAAGGUCUAUGAGGCUCUUGCUCGAGCCGGGGCCGACAUUGGAGCGUACUAG
Penicillium chermesinum is the source of this 3156-nucleotide messenger RNA. It is a transcript of the gene nic96, whose product is annotated as linker nucleoporin NIC96. The transcript is spliced from 5 exons. The coding region runs from base 1 to 3156 and encodes 1051 amino acids. Gene Ontology annotation, biological process: protein import into nucleus; poly(A)+ mRNA export from nucleus. Gene Ontology annotation, molecular function: structural constituent of nuclear pore. Lineage: Eukaryota; Fungi; Ascomycota; Eurotiomycetes; Eurotiales; Aspergillaceae. Gene Ontology annotation, cellular component: nuclear pore. The record is from RefSeq and is a predicted model, not a curated record.